CUCCGUACCGUAGWACCGCAUCGAUGGACGUACCGGUACGGACGGUUUUGUGGUACUCGUAGUACGGUACGUACUUAUGUACUGCCAGCAGUCAUGUCUGUGCGUGCCCGCAUGCGAUGCACCGAUCGGUACAAUUACACGGUGCCGUAGCAUAGCAGGCCAGAGCAGGCACACAAUACCAACACCAUGUUGAGAACAGCCACCAGUAGAUUUGCCAAGGCGGGUGUAUCGCGGGCAUCGCAAGGGUAGGUACCAAAGACGCUAAACGAGUUGCAGAAUUAUUUCACACAACAAUCCGCACGGCCGGAACCAARGGGGAAAGGAUUCCCCUCCACCAUGGCCACCUCCACCCGUCGCAUCGCACCGCGUUGCACCGCAUCGGCGCARCCCCAUCGGCGAUCUCCGUAGAAUCUGUACCGGGAUCUCGCGUAGAACCCCAAAAAUUCGAGUCGGACCGGUCGAAUCGAACGGCGGGGGAGGGGGAAGCCUUCCUCUCGUGUCGGUGUCGGUGUCUGCGGACGGGAACGUUCUCCGGUUGCGGCACAAGGAACCGCGAAACGACAAAUGGCCGCGCCGGUGGUUUGGAUCGGAUCGGUUCGGUUCCGUUAAAUUCGGUUCCGUUAAAUUCAAGGGAAAGGCCCCGGGGAACGGAGCAGGCUUGUGCGCGUUGCCGCUGUGCCCCGGCGGUUCCGGCAGCGAAUCCGUGCACCGAACGAACGAACGAGCGAUCCCCACGGACGACCCCUGAACACCGGACGCACCGUAGCGGCAACGCGGGGCAGCGACACCGGGGAUUGGGAGCUCCGGAGACAAACGAAACGGGAAACCGAUGCAAAGGAAUACGAAACCGAAACGGAAACGGAAACCCAAUCGAUGCCCACGGGGUCUACGGCCGGUGGAGGAUCGGUUCCGUGUGUUUGGAAACAAAGAUACGAAACGAAACCGAUCCAACACAAACACACCAUAGCGAACCACCUAUACCCGUCGGCCGUUCCGAAGCGUGGCAUUACACUGCGUCUCGUGUACGCACCACGGACACGGCGUGCAAGGCUGCCGUGGCGAGAGAGAGGGAACAAGGUUUUCGGAAGGAGCCAAUGGACGGAGGACCGGUCCGUAGUGUGUUUUCGUGAUUGCCCAUGGCGCCGUGUUUUUCGGAUCUAACCUUGUGGUUGUUCUUUGUUUCGCCCCGUCCGUUCCAAUCACCACAACAGUGCCCGAGGGUGGGCCGCCCCCGCCACCUCUUCCUUUCACUUCUCUGCCCCCCGCAAGGAAGAAGAGAAGGAAGCCGAUGCCGCGCCGGUGGCCACCUCCGGAGGAAUCGACCCCCUCUACGCCAUUCCGGUCGGAGUGGCACUCGCCGUUCCCGUCCUCGAAUUCCAGUGGUUCGACCCCAACGCCGAGACGCUCCUGGCGUCGACCUUUCUGGGAUUCUGCGUGGUUGCCUACACGCAGGGAGGAGAAAUGAUGUCCACCAUGUUCAAGGACGAGGCCAAGGACAUGCUCAAGGCGCAGAACGAGGCCGAGGAAGAGGUCAUCGCCAAGCUCGAAGAAUCCGUCGAGUACAUGAAGCUCACCGAAAACAUCGUCAAGGACUACCAGGACGUCUACGACCUGACGGAAGAAUCCUACGCCAAGCUCAACGCCUCCGGCGUGAUCAAGCCCCAGCACAAGCUCAAGGCCCAGGUGGAGAAACUCCUAAGCAUGAUUGCCACCGAGGAAGCCAACGCCUACGAAAAGGCCAAGAUCGCCAUGAUGGCCGAUGCCACCGACGCCGUCACGGCCGAGUUCUCCUCCAGCAAGGAACUCAAGAAGGCCGCCCUCUCCUCCGCCAUUGCCAAGCUCACCGGCAAGGGGGGCAAGGCCAAGGCCGACCCCGUCCAGGCCGAGUUUGUCAAGUUCUUCCAGGCCACCGCCCAGAACGCCAAGGCCUCCGACGACGGUUCGGAGGCGAAGGAGGCCCGGGCCACCAUGAUCACCAAGAUGAACGCCGUGGCCGAGAACGAAAGCAUGUACUUUCGGUUGGACCCGGCCAGCGGCAAGCCCGUGCUGGUAUAAACAAACCAAACCCAUUGGCGAGGCCGGGGAGGGCGGGACCACGGCCCUUUGCGGAACCGCCCCUGAUUGUAGCAGCAGCAGCAGCACCGCCGGCGCAACGCGAUGCAGUGUUUGCAUCGCAAUAACCUUAUAAUCCAAACAAAACAAAUGUACUCGAAAGCACAAUCGAAAAUAGAAUGCAGUAGAACGA
Molecule: messenger RNA, 2245 nt
Organism: Pseudo-nitzschia multistriata
Lineage: Eukaryota; Bacillariophyta; Bacillariophyceae; Bacillariales; Bacillariaceae
Source: the annotation of a GenBank genome assembly